AUGAAGGAGUAUGCUAGUGAGAGUGCCACUGGAUACACACACAUGUCAGGUGGUGCUGUGUACAACUUGAACAUGUCCUGUGGUACAGAAAACUCUGAUACUCCAUCGAGGAAUGCUCGUACAAGUACCACUGGACACACAGAUAUGUCUUGUGAUACUGUGUCCACGGGCAUGUCUUGUGGUACUGAAUACUCCGAUCACAAUAGUCUACCAUUGAUUGACCGAACCCCUCACAGGAAUUUGACAGGAAAGGAGGAGAUAGAGAUUGAAUUCACCUCAUUUGCAUUACAGAUUGCAGAGGGGAUGAGAUAUCUUCAUUGUCAAAAGUGCCUGCACCGUGAUUUGGCUGCUCGAAAUAUUCUGGUGGUAGAGGAAGGCGGGGAGAUCACCCUCAAGAUAUCGGACUUUGGUCUGACGAGACAGUCGACUGGUGCAGAAUACUAUCGGAUGGUUCAGACCCAAAUCCCAGUAAAAUGGACGGCCCCUGAAACCAUCAGUUCGAGGAAAUUCACCCGGAAGAGUGAUGUGUGGUCCUAUGCCAUCACCCUGUUCGAGAUAUUUUCCGGUGGUGAGGAGCCGUACGUUGGACAGACUUGGGCCGAGAUUUACCCACAAAUUGCUGUCAACAAGUACCGAUUGAUGUACCCGAAGUAUACCACCCCUGAAAUCAAAAUUCUGAUGGAUUGGUGCUGGAAAGAAGAUCCAGCGCAACGGCCUGAAUUCACCGAGAUUGUGGCAUUCCUUGAACGUAAUCAGCUGCCAUGUGAUGUUGCAGAGACAUCUGUGUAG
Lineus longissimus is the source of this 789-nucleotide messenger RNA. Its product is annotated as tyrosine-protein kinase Srms-like. Gene Ontology annotation, molecular function: ATP binding; transmembrane receptor protein tyrosine kinase activity. Gene Ontology annotation, biological process: protein phosphorylation; cell surface receptor protein tyrosine kinase signaling pathway; positive regulation of kinase activity. The transcript has 6 exons. NCBI's taxonomy places the organism in Eukaryota, Metazoa, Nemertea, Pilidiophora, Heteronemertea, Lineidae. Gene Ontology annotation, cellular component: signaling receptor complex; plasma membrane. The record is from RefSeq and is a predicted model, not a curated record. The coding region runs from base 1 to 789 and encodes 262 amino acids.